AUAAUUAUAAUGCAAAAGCUGUUCAAACGGAAUGACAAUGGAAUGUAAUAUGCUUUGUAAGCUCUUUCUUCUCAUCUCGAUCGUAGUGUUCGCUUCGGCCAAAGACUACCGAAAACCCUAUAUAAUCUAUAUGGACGAAUCGGCAUUGCCCGCUUCGUUCUCGCGUCACCAUGACUGGUACACGUCGCUUCUGUCGUCCCUGUCGUCGUCCCCCGACGAAAUUGAUCCGACCCAUCUCUACACAUACAACCAUGCCUUGAAUGGAUUCAGUGCAGUGUUGUCACAGUCCCAAUUGGAGAAGCUGGAGCAGGUUCCUGGUCAUGUUGCGUCAUAUCCGGACACAUUCGGAAACGCUCACACAACAUAUACUCCUAAGUUCCUUGGCCUGAACAGACAGACAGGCCUCUGGCCAAGAGCCGAAUUCGGCGACGGCGUGAUCGUCGGUGUCGUAGACUCCGGGAUAUGGCCCGAGAGCGAGAGCUUCAAGGACAAGGGCAUGUCCCCCGUGCCGAAGAGAUGGCGAGGCACUUGCGAGUCCGGGGUGGACUUCAACGCGUCCAACUGCAACCGGAAGCUCAUUGGAGCCCGAUCGUUCAGCAAAGGAAUGAAGCAGCAAGGCUUGAACAUAUCGACGACCGAUGACUACGAUUCCCCGAGGGAUUCUGACGGGCAUGGGACCCACACGUCGUCCACAGCGGCCGGAAGCCCCGUGAUGGAUGCUAGCUACUUCGGCUAUGCCAAGGGCACGGCAACAGGUAUGGCACCCGCUGCUAGGCUCGCGAUGUACAAGGUGUUAUUCCUGACCGACACGUACGACUCGGCUGCGACGGACACCCUAGCAGGCAUGGACCAAGCCAUAGCGGACGGCGUCGAUAUAUUGUCUCUAUCGCUUGGAUUUGACGAGACAUCGUUCGACCUUAAUCCAAUCGCUGUGGGAGCUUUCGCAGCAAUGAGAGGAAUCUUCGUUGCUUGUUCAGCAGGUAACGACGGCCCUCGAGGAUACACGAUGCGAAAUGGAGCUCCGUGGCUAACGACUGUCGGCGCUGGAACCGUAUCAAGGGACUUUGCGGCCAAUAUAGUCCUCGGCAACGGAACCUUAACUGUUAGAGGAAAAUCCAUCUUCCCAGAAGAUCUGCUUAUCUCAAGAGUUCCUCUAUACUUUGGCCGCGGCAACAGAAAAGAAAUCUGCAACGGUUACUCUCUUGACCCGAAGGAUGUCGCUGGGAAGAUAGUUUUCUGCGACUUUGUUAGUGAAGACUACGAAGUCAAUACCCACGAAAUCACCCAAGCCGGAGCUGCAGGUGCCAUCUUCAGUAUUGGACCCGGGGCUUUACGCAUACCCGAAAACUUCACUAUCCCGUUCGUGGCCGUCGUACCGGAAGAUGGAGAUAGAAUCAAGGACUACUUGCUGAAGUCAGAGAAUCCGACAGUCAGCAUCAAGUUCUUGAUAACCAUCGGGACCAAACCAGCUCCUCAGGUAGCAUCGUUUUCGUCUCGAGGACCGUACCGUCAGGCCCCGUGGAUCUUGAAGCCGGAUAUGUUAGCUCCUGGAUACAAUAUUUUGGCAGCAUGGGCGCCGAACCGAGAAAUAGCACAGAUAGGUCAGAGCUACUUGCUUGGUGACUACAAGCUCGAAUCGGGAACUUCCAUGUCGGCUCCUCAUGUGGCUGGAGUCGCUGCGCUGCUAAAAUCAGCCCAUCCAGAUUGGAGCCCCGCUGCUAUCCGAUCGGCAAUGAUGACCACGGCUUACAUUCUCGAUAACACCAAUGAGCCCAUCAUCGACAUGACCACUCAAGCUUCAGGGACGCCUCUUGAUUUCGGAGCAGGACAUAUAGAUCCGGAAAAGGCUUCAGAUCCCGGUCUGAUCUACGACAUCGAACCCGAGGAUUACGUCAAUUUCCUCUGCGGAAUGAACUAUUCCGCCAAUCAGAUAAAGAUCAUAAGCGGGAGAUCGAACUUCUCUUGCGCGUCCGCGACUCUUGACAUCAACUACCCUUCAUUCACGGUCAUCCUCAACAAAACCAACACCACGAGCGUCACUUUCAAAAGAGUCCUAACCAACGUGGCCGACGGGCCUGCAAGUUACCAGGCCACAGUGACAACUCCGUCGAGCAUGAAGGCCACAGCAAAACCCUCGGAGCUGUGGUUCACUAGCAAGUACGACAGAGCCGAGUUCAACUUGACGGUAGAGAUCUCUCUGGAAGGGUCGACUCCACGGCGCAAUUACAUAGGUAACUACGGGUACAUCAGUUGGAAGGAGAUCAAUGGAACCCGCGUUGUGAGAAGUCCCAUCGUCUCAGCUUACGCUCUCUAGAGAAGACAAGUUUUUUUCAGCACGUUCUGGUGUUCCUUAUUCAGUUUAUCGAACAUACAGAAGCUCCCAAUAAAACUCUGCGUUUGUCUAUGCAUAAUAUGUUGUGCAAUAUCUCUUGGCUGCUU
This is a messenger RNA of Eucalyptus grandis, 2439 nucleotides long. Its product is annotated as subtilisin-like protease SBT3. NCBI's taxonomy places the organism in Eukaryota, Viridiplantae, Streptophyta, Magnoliopsida, Myrtales, Myrtaceae. Gene Ontology annotation, molecular function: serine-type endopeptidase activity. The record is from RefSeq and is a predicted model, not a curated record. Gene Ontology annotation, biological process: proteolysis.